Molecule: messenger RNA, 7920 nt
Organism: Trichoderma gamsii
Lineage: Eukaryota; Fungi; Ascomycota; Sordariomycetes; Hypocreales; Hypocreaceae
Exons: 2
Coding region: 1-7920 (2639 amino acids)
Cellular component (GO): small-subunit processome; nucleolus; 90S preribosome
Source: RefSeq, a predicted model, not a curated record
AUGCCAGCCCGAUCAUCCGGUCGCAUCGAGAAGGUGCGGAAGAACAAGCAUUCGACGCCCCAUCAGAAAAACCACCGAUGGGAGUCUUUUUCGACCAAAAUCGCAAAGUUCAAUUCACUACAACCUCUGCGUAAAGUUCGACGACAUGACCUCGAGACGGAAGACUUGUCCUCGACGACAUCCUAUCUCCAAAAUGGACUACAAAAAUGGGGAGAACUCAAUAUCUCUCAGCCGUUUUCUUCUUUCAAGAGGGAGGUGUACCCUCUGUGCGACAGCUUGCCUCAGAUUCUGCAUUUCGAGGAACGGAUCUGGGGUUCGCUGGCCAAGUACAUCGCAACGCAAGAUAAAGAAGGACUGGAGCCGUUACUCGAUCUUCUGACGGCUUUUGCACACGACUUGGGAACUCGAUUUGAGAAAUACUUCGCCCGCAGUUUGGAUCUCAUCUUGGCAAUCGCGGGAAAGCCUCAGCCGGUUGAGGUCAUCGAAUGGACCUUUGGUGCUCUGGCAUUUUUGUUCAAGUACUUGUCCAAACUUCUAGUCCCGGACCUCCGACCGACAUAUGCCGUCAUGGCACCUCUUCUUGGAAAAGCCAAGCAUCCUCCCUUCAUCGCACGGUUCGCUGCCGAAGCAAUGAGCUUCCUCGUCAGGAAGGCUGCUGCUCCUUCUCUUCGCGAAACGGCUCUCGUUUCUUUCGUAGACCAUGUGCGGGACGAUAUAUGCAGUUUGGUUGAGGAUCGGCAGUUCAUGCUGUACAAGGAUGGCAUCAUGACAAUGUUUGCAGAGGCCAUUAAGGGGACAGAUCGAAGUAUUCACUCCGCUGGAUCUGCCAUCUUCGUCGUGCUGUUGGAUGCUAUUCCAAAGGAAGAGUGCGCAUUGGCUGAAACGACCACAUGGACAGACUUGGUCUGUGGCGUCUUGACCAGUGUGAUACAUCAUACCGGCGCAGAUACGUUUGGCGAGUUCGCAGAAGCAAUUCUUGAUAGGUGCGAAGCUAAAAUAAAGGAAUCUCAUGAUGAUGAUUCCCAAUGGUGGACAGUGCCAUACAUCAGAAUUCUCGGCGUUCUCGCUGGUGUCCGCAGAGGUGGUCGACUUAGUGAUUGGCCACGCCUUGUCCGACAACUUGUCGCAUUUCUCUCAGUAUCGACACGGCCUGUCGAAGAAGUCGCCGAGAAGAGUGAGAAUGACCUUCUUUGGACAUCGGUGGUGGCUAAUGUGGCGAUCACCUGCCAUCACGCUCCUAUGGAUGCACUUAUUCCCCAAAUUACACGCCUUCUCCAGUCCUUGACAAGAGAGCCUUUUAUGAGAUUAUUUAUACCCUUUUGUUCAUAUUUUAGCGAGCUUGAUCCAAGUCGCUUUGGAAGCCUAUUCCGUAAUGAUUUUCAGAAAUUUAUCGCAACACACUGGUCUCAAGGACACAACGAAGACAUGCUUUGCGUCUUGUUGCCGCAGAUCAUUGAAAACAGAGGAUUUCCUUCCGCCGGUGAGAAGGAUUGUUGCAGGCUUCCUCAGGCAUGGCAGGAUCAGAUUGUCUCUAAAUUCGAGAGCCUGGAGAUAUCGCCUUUCCCUGAAAGAGGGCCGUACAACAAAGAUCCCCAAGUCUGGAGAGAUAGAUGUCUGCCUAAAUAUGCGGCGCUUCUCCGAAUUCUAGAACUGACCGCCGUUCAUCCAUCUACCAAUGCUCGUAUUGCUGAGCUCCUCCUACGCAAACUUAAGCUUGCUCUUCGACCGUCAUCAUCAUUGGCGUCUGAUGAGGUCAACUUCAUCGUCAGCCAAGGAUUUCAUGCUUAUUUGGGUAUGAGCAAGGCCUCAGGUUCAAUUGAUCCUCAGCUCGCCCCUCUGCUCCGCGCAGCCGUGCCAAGAUUUGCACGAUCUGUAGGCUUUCUUCGGACCUAUCUGGCAUACGAGGAAACUUUCACACACGGCCACGAGUCUGAUAAACAGCACGAUGGAUCUAGUAGCGACUCUUCAAACUCCGAAGAUGAUCCUGUAACCCAGUCUCUGGUCGAGAACUUGAGCUCCCCAUCUCAUGAGAUUCGGUUAGUGUCUCUAGAGCUACUCAAGAAGAUGACGACCGUGCCCGAGCAGCUUCAUUUCGUUGACAUCAUGCUUCAAAUUGAAGAAAGUCCACUAAAUCUGGAGCAUACUCGAUCCAUGGCUAUGUAUCUGCGCAAGCUCGGGCAAGAGUAUGAUUCGUUGGCAGAUACGACUUGGCUAAAACAAGGAAUCCCAAAUUUCAUGUUCGGCAUGCUGACAAUUAACCUCUCUCCUGUGUGGGAUAACUCAAUAGAAGCGAUGAAGCAGGUUGCUCAAAGCAAGUUCGGCGAAGAGGCUAUUUCUGUCACUGCCUUUCGAUGGCUGGAAGUGCCGUCUCCGCGAUGGACACCACCCCAAUCGGAAACCAAUUCUUCUCGCACCUUCUACUCGGAUUUUGAGUGUACUACAUUGAACUCUCUCCACAAAUCGGCAACCUUUGUUUCAGAGACCGCUGACGACUCAGAUGGUAUUAUGCUGCGCAAUUUUGACGAUUGCCAGCGACUUGUCGAACCAUUUUUAACAAACGCCAAGGCUCAAGCGUUGAAAGUGUUCAAAGCAUUGCCUUCUAUUGCCGAGAGAAGGUCCCGCCAACUGGUACCCCAUCUGCUUGCCUGGGCUCGUGACGAAGAGGAUACAAACGACGCUGAGGAGAAUUCUCAAGCUAAAUUCUGGUCUCUAUUUGACAGGAAAGGUCUCAUCGGCGUGUUCGCGCAGUUCAUCAACCCAAAGGUUCUGUAUCAACAUGAACAAGUCUACACCAUUUUAUUGCAGCUUCUGGGUAACGGUGAUUUGGAAGUUCAGAAGCUUGCCCUAAAGGCCAUUUUGGCAUGGAAGCAAGAAAGCGUGAAAACGUAUCAAGAAAACUUGGAGUAUCUCCUUGAUGAGGCUCGUUUCAAGAAUGAAAUUGCCGUCUUCCUUCAAGGAGAUAGUAUCAUCAAACCGGAACACCGAGCUGAGCUGAUGCCCGUUCUGCUACAGCUCCUUUAUGGUCGAGCAAUUUCGCGAAAAGGAGCGCUCGGUGGUCGCCAUGGUCAGCAGACGACCCGACUUGCUAUUCUCAGGAAUUUGUCCGUUGCGGAUCUUGGAGGCUUCCUCGAUAUCGCCGUAGGAAAACUCAAGGAUGUGCGAGUAGUUGGCCCAGCUAUUAACCGGAAGAAGCUUUUUGAAGAUGAAAUUAUCUCUAUUCGAAAGCAAUUCGGUUUUCUGAACAUGGCCCUGUCUCUUAUUUCGGAGCUGGGUACUAAUGUGACCCCUUAUAUGGAAACACUCGUCAACACAGUCCUCUACUGCGUUGUCUUCUCUUCAAGGCGACUGGCUGGCACAGCUGCGGAAGCUGAUGCCGAUGCCCCCGAAGAGGAAGAAGAGAAGGCUAGCACUCAUUCAUUGCUCAAGUCCACACGAUCAACCGGUAUCAAGUGCUUAAUAGGCCUCUUCCAGAAUGCUCAGGGCUUUCAGUGGGGGCCUUACCAGGACAUCAUCCUUGAAGAGCUGGUGGCACCUAGGCACGAAAAUCUGCCGGCGGAGACUGCGCAAGGAGUAUCGGGCAUGUUGCAGCUAUUAUCAACUUGGUCUAACCUUCCGAACGUGGCUCUCUUCUUCGCUCCUCACGGUAGCGCGUUGCCAAAUGGUAUCUUGCCUCAAGUCAUUGCUUGCGUAGCAUUCGAAAAAUCGAAGGAACCCGUCAAAAUACAUGUACUUGAAAUGCUUCGAAACUUGGCUAGACUUGCCCUGGCUUCUGCCGACGAGUCUGAGUUUAAUGAAGUUAUCAAAACCGAGCUUCUCGAAACGAACUCAACCGCAAUCUUGAACAGUCUUACCACUGUAUUGAGGACUGGUGACAUCAGCAAUGCCCUUCUAGAAGCAGGCGUCGAAACCAUUCUGUCAUUGGCGCCAAUCUUCCAAAAAUUCGAAGACAUCCAAGCAGUUAUUCGAAUUUCUAGCUUCUUGUUGCAACAACCUGCCCGACGAGUAAACCCCAGGCUCAAGGGCCGGAUCCUUCUUGUCAUUGAAAACUUUGCUUCACUACCAGAUGCGGCAAAGGAUGAGGUACUGCUUCAGGAGGUAUACAAGACCGUUUCAGCCCUUUUCAGCUACUUCAGAGACCGAGAAAACCGUUCGUCACUAUGUCGAGUUCUUUUGGCCAUUUCGAAACAAGAUGAAGAGAUUGCCAAUGUUGCCAGCAUUUGUUACGAGCUGAACCUGUUCAAGGAGGGUCGCAUUGAUGAGCCAGAUUAUGACAGACGUCUUGCCGCAUUCAGUGCCAUCUCGAGCAGCCAUGAUGAGCCAUGGACCCCUAAGCAAUGGCUUCCGGUUCUUCAUAACCUGAUUUUCUUUAUCCGAGUUGAUGAGGAAUUCGGCGUGCUCUCAUCCAAUGCUGCUGAUGGCAUUCGACGCUUAGUUCAAGAGACGGCAGAUUGCCAAUCGCAAGAAACGAAGAGCACGCUUGAUGACCACCUCAAGCAGGUAUUAUUGCCGUCAAUCUAUGGCGGUGCUCGCGAAGAGUCUGAAACCGUGCGACGAGAGUAUCUCCGCGUAUUAGGAUUCAUUCUCACCACAAUGCCUGAAUGGGGCCCUGUGGCCGAUCUGAGUGGCCUCUUAAACGAGCGCCAAGAGGAUUCUUCCGAACCUACGUUCUUCUUUGACAUUCUCAGUCCGGCAACUUCAAAACAAAUCGAUGCCCUGCGAACGCUGGAAGCUGCCAACGCAAGCAAAGAGAUGAGCAGCCAGAAUCUUACUCAGUUCUUUAUCCCCUUGCUGGAACAUUUCAUAUUCGGAAGAGCGGAUAGCGGCGACGAUCAUGGACUUGGUGCACAAGCGGCAAGCACAAUUAGCAAUCUAGCGAUGUCACUCAACUGGAAUCACUUCCGUACAACUUUCCACCGAUACAUAGGUUACAUCGAAUCAAAGCCGGAACAACAGAAGCAUACUAUUCGCUUAUUGGGCAAAUAUACCGAUGCGCUGCUGUUUUCGCUUCCUGAGAGUCCCGAUGCCGAAACCAUGGAGGUGGACCAGGAGGAAAGCUCAUCUUCUGCUGUUCGACGAUUGCGUCUUAUGGCCCCUAAGACUUCAGAACUAUCUACCCAGAUUACUGAUUAUUUCCUACCACCGCUCACCAAACACUUGCACGAAAAGAAUGAAUCCGAGGUUAGCUACCGUGUCCCCGUCGCCAUCACGGUUGUCAAGCUGUUGAGGCUGUUGCCUACCCCCCAACUGAACCAGAAGUUGGCUGGUGUUUUGACCGACAUAUGCCACAUCUUGCGCAGUAAGGCAUUGGAGGCGAGAGACAUGGCUCGUGACACUCUUGUCAAGAUUUCUGUGCUUCUGGGCCCAUCUUUCUUUGGAUUUAUUCUGAAAGAGCUUCGAGGUGCUCUGACCAGAGGCUACCAGCUGCACGUUCUUUCAUAUACUAUGCACUCUAUCCUAGUUGCAACUGUGCCUAAUUUCGCAACUGGAGAUCUUGAUCCCUGCUUGUCAGACGUUGUCACUGUUAUCAUGGACGACAUAUUCGGCGUCGUCGGUCAAGAGAAGGAUGCCGAAGGAUAUGUUAGCCAGAUGAAAGAGAUCAAAAGCAGCAAGAGCCAAGACUCGAUGGAGCUCAUUGCCAAAAACGCAUCAAUCAGUCGCCUCAUUGCCCUCAUGAAGCCGCUACAAGCUCUCCUGAUGCAAAAGGUAGAUCUGAAGAUUGUGCGUAAGAUCGACGCCCUGAUGGCCCGCAUCACGGCAGGACUGUUGCAGAAUCCGGCUGCUGAGAGCCGCGAUACUUUGGUCUUUUGUUACGAAGUUAUCCAAGAAGUAUACAAUGCGCGGAAACCAGAUGCAGAGCAAAAGCUGGACUGGAAAACUCGCAGGUAUCUGGUCCAAAGAGGCGCCAAAAAGAGCGGCGAUCGCGGUCAAACCAGCAAACAUACAUACAAGCUGACCCGUUUCGCUUUUGAGAUGCUGAGAUCGAUGUUGAAGAAACAUGAUAGCCUGCGGACUCCUGAUAAUAUUGCUGGCUUCAUUCCCAUCAUAGGCGACGCUAUUUUGGAAGGUGAAGAUGAGGUCAAAAUCUCAGCCUUUCGACUAUUGGCGGUCAUUGUUAAAGUUCCCUUCACGACCGCUGAUGGAGCAAACAUCUAUAAGAUUGCUGUCAAGGAGGCUACGAAAUGCAUAUCAAUGUCAACUUCCACCACGACUGAGUUGGCACAGGCGGCCUUGAAGAUGCUUGCGGUCGUACUCAGAGACCGACGAGAUAUUGAGGUCAAGGAUGCUGCCAUUGAUAUGCUACUGGGCAAGCUGAAGGAUGACUUUACUGAGCCUCUCUAUCGUCAUAUCACAUUCAACUUCCUGCGAUCUGUACUGGACCGUCGCAUUGAGACUGCGAUGGUUUACGAUACAUUGGAUCAGGUCGGUACCGUCAUGAUUACCAACGAUGAUAAGGAUACUCGAGACUUGGCGCGAGGUGCCUUCUUCCAAUUCAUUCGAGACUACCCUCAGAAGAGAGCCCGCUGGAUGAAGCAGCUCAAUUUCGUCGUCGCCAACCUCAAAUAUGAUCGUGAGGGCGGCCGAAUUUCUGUUAUGGAAGUUAUCCAUCUGAUGCUCAUGAAAUCGUCUGAUGAUUUCGUCCAGGAGGUUGCGGCAACAUGCUUCCUGCCGCUCUUCCUGGUUCUGGCAAACGAUGAUAGCGAGAAAUGCCGUCUCGCAGCUGAAGCCCUCAUCAAGGAGAUCUUCCGCAAGGCAGACAAGGAGCGCGUACUUGCGUUCCUUAACCUUCUCCGGUCAUGGCUUGGCAAGGACGGAAAUCCUGCGGUUGUGAAACUUGCUGUGCAAUUGUUUGGGCAUUAUUUUGAGUGCAAUGAGGAUGCCGCAAAGAACCAAACAGACUUUAAGCUCAUUUUUGACAAAGUCUCGGGCAUUUUGGGCUCUGAGAAUGUUCGUGAGACUGACGGAGGACUUGUGGGCGCUGCGGUUGGCGUUGUGCGCGUCUUCGCCACCACUUUCCCUGAUAAGGCUUUGUCCGCCAACAAGGAGGAUCUAUGGGCUAAGCUGCCACGCUGCCUUGGACACAAGGAUACUUUGGUGAAGCUGUCUGCUAUUCAGCUGAUCAGCUUAUAUCUCGCCGAUUUUGCUAGAAAUGGCGCCAAUACCACAGCUGGCGAAGAUGUUGAAGGGUCUCACGGGCUUGUUCUGCGCGCCACGAAUGUAGAAGAGCUCGUCCGUCUUGCACUCAGGGCCUUGAAUGGAUCCGAGGUCAACGAAGCCUUGGCAGGUGAGCUUGGGCAGGUUCUGAUCUUCCUCGGCCCACGCCUUCCGAUUGGAGAUUCUCCUGAUUCAUCAGGUGCUGAGUCAGAGGCCGCAGACCUUGAGGCGGAAGACAAGGAAGAAGCCACUGCCAAACCGAAAGAUGUGCAGUACCUGUUCUGGCGACUGUCACACAUUCUGCGAAAGGAGAUUCGGCCCAACGCUGCUGCCAUCGUUCCCAAGGUGGUCGCCAUGGAAGUCCUAGAGACUGUUUGCCGCCGGUCUUCGCUUGACCGACUCCAGCCUUCGCUCAAGACCAUUCUGACACCGCUGCAUAAUCUCACCGACCCAUCCAUCCCUGCGCCUUUCAGCAUGGAUGAAGUGUUCAAGACGAAGCACGAAGGCCUCAAGACUAGAGCACAGAUCAUGAUGGAUUCUCUGCAGAAGAAGUUUGGCACAGCCGAGUACAGCAAGCAGCUGAUGUCUAUCCGCGAGGAGGUCAGGGCGCGCCGUCUGCAGCGGUCUAGCAAGAGGAAGAUAGAGGCGGUGGCACAGCCGGAGAAGUACAACCAGGAUAAGAGGAAGAAGUUUGAGAAGAACAAGGAGCGCAAGAAGGCGAGGUCGAAGGAGCAGAAGGUGAUGAGGCAGGCGUACAAGUCAUGGUAA